This is a messenger RNA of Pelodiscus sinensis (Chinese soft-shelled turtle), 3232 nucleotides long. It is a transcript of the gene SLC9A1, whose product is annotated as solute carrier family 9 member A1. Gene Ontology annotation, cellular component: plasma membrane. Gene Ontology annotation, biological process: sodium ion import across plasma membrane; proton transmembrane transport; potassium ion transmembrane transport. NCBI's taxonomy places the organism in Eukaryota, Metazoa, Chordata, Testudines, Trionychidae. The record is from RefSeq and is a predicted model, not a curated record. Gene Ontology annotation, molecular function: potassium:proton antiporter activity; sodium:proton antiporter activity.
CCUCGGCCGCUGCCUGCCUCUCCCCGCGCCCUUGGCUCGGCGGCUAUAAGGCUGGGAGCCGGCCGGGCAGGGGGCUCAGUGAGCGCGGCUGGAAGAGAGGCGCUGCGCGGCGGCGCUCCCUGGCACCCUCCGCGGAGCGGGACGAGCCCCCCUGCCCGCAGCAGCGGGGAGCCCCGGGGCGGGCCGCCAGGCAGCCGGCCCUCCCCUGCCGGAGGGAGGAACCUGGGCGAGCCCUUCCCCAGCCAAGGGGAACCGGCUUUUCCGGGCUGCACCCUGCGUGUCUGCAGCGGGGCGGCUCCAGCUGUCUCCUCCCCCCGCCAGUCCUUUGCUUCUGCACCUUCCCUCGAUUGGCCGGGGGCUGCUGCUGCACCUUGGGGCCCCCGCCCUGCCCGCGCCGGGGCGGCUGCUGCUGCGCCCUCUCGCCGCUUUCCUGAGCCUGGCGGGGAGGGUGCCGUGCCCGUGGUUCCGCAGGGUUCUCGCUUUCCUGCCCGCCGGCUCGGUUCUGGUCUUAUGGGCUCUUUUUUAAAAUCCUCGCCUGGGGGGGAAGCGAGCGCUGCAUGCGUGUGGCCCGGUCCCCUCCUCCCUUCCCGUCCCCUCUGCAGCGGCGCCUUUGCGCUGCCCAUGACGCGCUGUGGAACAGGCUGCCUCUGAGCUAGCGGGGCCCGGGAAAGAUGCAGGCGAGGCGCGGCCGCCGUGUCCCUUCCCUCCGCGCUUUGCCCUUCCUGUUCAUUGUGGCAGCUCUCCUGGGUCUGCUGCCCUUGCUUCACAGCCAUGGCUUGCAGCACAUGCUGACCUCCGAGCCGCCCUACCGCGACCCCGCAGUCCUCAGUGCAAUUGAGCCCGGGGAUGUCACCGCAGCUCCUCCGGACGUCUCCCAAGAGAUUCGCCCGCUGACCAACCACUCCAGCCCUGGGCACUCCAAGCCGCGGAAAGCCUUCCCGGUCCUGGGCAUUGACUACACCCAUGUGCGGAUCCCCUUUGAGAUCUCCCUUUGGAUACUGCUGGCAUGCCUCAUGAAACUGGGUUUCCACGUCAUUCCCUCCGUGUCCAACAUUGUGCCAGAGAGCUGCCUGCUCAUCGUGGUCGGGCUGCUGGUUGGGGGGCUCAUCAAGGGUGUGGGGGAGAGCCCCCCGAUCCUGAAGUCCGACAUCUUCUUCCUCUUCCUCCUCCCACCCAUCAUCUUGGAUGCCGGCUACUUCUUGCCCCUGCGCCAGUUCACGGAGAACCUGGGGACCAUCCUGAUCUUCGCCGUGGUGGGGACGCUCUGGAAUGCCUUUUUCCUGGGCGGGCUGAUGUACGCCGUGUGCCAGAUCAGCGGCACCGGCCUGAAUCACAUCGGCCUGCUGGCCAACCUGCUCUUCGGCAGCAUCAUCUCAGCGGUGGACCCGGUGGCCGUGCUGGCCGUCUUCGAGGAGAUCCACAUCAACGAGCUCCUGCACAUCCUGGUGUUCGGGGAAUCCCUGCUGAAUGACGCCGUCACUGUGGUGCUCUACCACCUCUUCGAGGAGUACGCCAACUUUGAUCAGGUGACCGUCACCGACAUCGUCCUGGGCUUCCUCAGCUUCUUCGUGGUGUCCCUGGGCGGCGUCUUCGUCGGCGUCGUCUACGGGGUCAUCGCCGCCUUCACCUCCCGCUUCACCUCCCACAUCCGCGUCAUCGAGCCCCUCUUCGUCUUCCUCUACAGCUACAUGGCCUACUUGUCGGCCGAGCUCUUCCACCUCUCCGGCAUCAUGGCGCUCAUUGCCUCCGGGGUGGUCAUGCGCCCUUACGUGGAGGCCAACAUCUCCCACAAGUCCCACACCACCAUCAAGUAUUUCCUGAAGAUGUGGAGCAGCGUCAGCGAGACCCUGAUCUUCAUCUUCCUGGGCGUCUCCACCGUGGCCGGCCAGCACUACUGGAACUGGACCUUUGUCAUCAGCACGCUGAUCUUCUGCCUCAUCGCCAGGGUGCUAGGUGUCCUGGGCCUCACCUGGUUCAUCAACAAAUUCCGCAUUGUGAAACUGACCCCCAAGGACCAGUUCAUCAUCGCCUAUGGGGGCCUGAGAGGGGCCAUUGCUUUCUCGCUGGGUUACCUCCUGGAUUACGAGCACUUUGGCAUGAGGGACAUGUUCCUCACGGCCAUCAUCACCGUCAUCUUCUUCACGGUCUUCGUGCAGGGGAUGACCAUUCGCCCCUUGGUGGACCUGCUGGCUGUGAAGAAGAAGCAAGAGACGAAACGCUCCAUCAACGAAGAGAUUCACACCCAGUUCCUGGAUCAUCUUCUGACGGGCAUCGAGGACAUAUGCGGUCACUACGGCCACCACCACUGGAAAGACAAGCUGAAUCGCUUCAACAAGAAGUACAUGAAGAAGUGCCUGAUCGCGGGGGAGCGGUCCAAAGAGCCGCAGCUGAUUGCCUUCUACCACAAGAUGGAGAUGAAACAGGCCAUCGAGCUGGUGGAGAGCGGGGGGCUGGGCAAGAUCCCCUCCGCCAUCUCCACAGUCUCCAUGCAGAACAUCAAUCCCAAAGCCCUGCCCGUGGAGCGCAUCCUGCCAGCGCUGUCCAAGGACAAAGAGGAGGAGAUCCGCAAAAUCCUGCGCAACAACCUCCAGAAAACCAGGCAGAGGUUGCGCUCUUACAACCGGCACACGCUGGUGGCCGACCCUUACGAGGAAGCUUGGAACCAGAUGCUGCUGAGGAGGCAGAAGGCCCGGCAGCUGGAGCAGAAGAUGAACAAUUUCUUGACGGUCCCGUCGCACAAGCUCGACUCUCCCACCAUGUCCAGAGCACGCAUCGGCUCAGACCCGCUGGCCUAUGAGCCCAAGUCAGACUCGGAGAACCUGCCUAUCAUCACGAUCGACCCGGCCUCGCCCCAGUCGCCGGAAUCUGUUGACCUGGUGAACGAGGAGCUGAAGGGCAUGAGCCGCCUCCCGCCAUCGCCCGAGGAGGAGGAGGAGGAAGGGCUUGUGAUGCACGUGAAGGAAUCUUCCUCCCCAGGCACUGACGACGUCUUCACCCCGGGCGCCGGCGACAGCCCCAGCAACCAGCGAAUGAUGCGGUGCCUGAGUGACCCGGGGCCUCGGCCUGCCCCCGAGGAGGGCGAGCCGUUCAUCCCCAAAGGGCAGUAGCAGCGGGUGCGCUGCUGCAUCUGGCCUGCAGGGGGAGCUGCUUGCGCGCACAUGGAUUCUUUGAUUUCCCUUUGCCUCCCCUAGUACUACACUGGGCCGGCUGCUGAGUGAGCAAAUGGCUUGGG